Molecule: messenger RNA, 270 nt
Organism: Naumovozyma castellii
Lineage: Eukaryota; Fungi; Ascomycota; Saccharomycetes; Saccharomycetales; Saccharomycetaceae
Gene: STF1
Product: ATPase-binding protein
Exons: 1
Coding region: 1-270 (89 amino acids)
Source: RefSeq, a predicted model, not a curated record
AUGCUGGCCUCCCGUACAACGUUCGCCAGAUCCCUAAGAUAUCAAUGUCACAAUCUAACUUUAUUGAGAUUAUAUUCGGACGGCUCCAUCGGCAGUUCCAGAGGUAGUAUACAGGACUCAUUUCUCAAAAGGGAAAGAGCGAAGGAGGAGUACUUUAUCAGACAGCAUGAAAAGGAACAAUUCAGUCACAUUAAGGAGCAAUUAAAGACUCAUCAAAAGAAACUGGACACACUUCAAGAGAAAAUCGACAAGUUGACCAACAAUUCAUAA